Lathyrus oleraceus (garden pea) is the source of this 3046-nucleotide messenger RNA. Its product is annotated as putative pentatricopeptide repeat-containing protein At1g77010, mitochondrial. Lineage: Eukaryota; Viridiplantae; Streptophyta; Magnoliopsida; Fabales; Fabaceae. The transcript has a single exon. Gene Ontology annotation, biological process: RNA modification. The record is from RefSeq and is a predicted model, not a curated record. The coding region runs from base 92 to 2110 and encodes 672 amino acids. Gene Ontology annotation, molecular function: RNA binding; protein binding.
UUCUUUUAAGUAUUUUGUCUCUAUUUAAAGAAAGACAAAAACAACAGAGAAACACAAUGAGGAAUAGAAAAGAUGUGUGAAUGGAGUGAGUAUGGAGUUGAAUGGCGUGUGCCGCACGCUUCGUGAAGCGAGACAACUCCACCUGUCGUUCCUCAAAACCGGUACUCUGCAUUCAUCCGUCACCACCACCAACCGCCUCCUCCAAUUAUACUCCCGGCGCGGCUCUCUUCAAGAUGCAUCUAAACUGUUCGAUGAAAUGCCGCAAACAAAUGCUUUCUCAUGGAACACCCUCAUCGAAGCCCAUAUCAACUCAGGCAACAGAAACAAGUCACUGCAAUUGUUUCAUGCCAUGCCCCAGAAAACCCAAUACUCCUGGAACCUUCUUGUUUCAACGUUUUCCAAAUCUGGUGACCUUCAACUGGCUCACUCUCUCUUCAACGCCAUGCCUAUGAAGAACCCCCUUGUCUGGAAUUCCAUCAUUCAUGGUUACUCUCGACACGGGCAUCCAAGAAAAGCUCUUUUACUCUUUAAGGAGAUGAAUUUAGACCCUUCAGAAACGGUGCACCGCGAUGCCUUUGCGUUGUCAACCGUUUUUGGUGCAUGUGCUGAAUUGUUUGCUCUUGAUUGUGGAAAACAAGUACAUGCUCGUGUUUUCAUUGAUGGUUUUGAAUUUGAGUUUGACAAGAUUCUGUGCAGUUCAAUUGUUAACUUUUAUGGGAAAUGUGGUGAUUUGGAUAGUGCUGCUCAGGUUGUGGGUUUUGUGAAGGAAGUAGAUGACUUUUCUUUAUCUGCUUUGGUAUCAGGUUAUGCAAAUGCUGGUAGAAUGAGAGAUGCGAGAAGGGUUUUUGAUAGCAUGGUUGAUCCUUGUUCUGUGCUGUGGAAUUCAAUUAUUUCGGGAUAUGUGUCGAAUGGUGAGGAAAUGGAGGCAUUGGCUCUCUUCAACUCAAUGCGUAGGAAUGGUAUUUGGGGAGACUUUUCUGCUGUUGCAAACAUUUUGAGUGCUGCUAGUAGCUUGCUCAAUGUUGAACUUGUUAAGCAAAUGCAUGACCAUGCUUUUAAAAUUGGGGCAACUUGUGAUAUCGUGGUUUCUAGUGCUUUGCUUGAUGCAUACUCCAAAUGUCAACACCCUCAUGAAGCUUGCAAGUUGUUCGGUGAGCUCAAAGCCUAUGAUGCAAUCUUACUUAAUACUAUGAUUACUGUUUAUUGUAAUUGUGGAAGAAUAGAAGACGCAAAAUGGAUUUUUAACACGAUGCCUAAUAAAACCCUGAUUUCAUGGAAUUCAAUCUUGGUUGGCCUCACUCAGAAUGCGUGUCCAAGUGAGGCGUUGGAUACUUUUUGUAAGAUGAAUAAGCUGGAUGUGAAAAUGGACAAGUUUAGCUUUGCCAGUGUUAUCAGUGCUUGUGCUUGUAAAUCAUCCCUUGAACUUGGUGAGCAAGUAUUUGCUAAAGCUAUUACUUUGGGGCUUGAAUCUGACCAAAUCAUUUCUACCUCACUUGUUGACUUUUAUUGUAAAUGUGGUCUUGUUGAGAUGGGACGGAAAGUUUUUGAUGGAAUGAUAAAAACUGAUGAAGUUUCGUGGAAUACAAUGCUGAUGGGAUAUGCGACAAAUGGAUAUGGAAUAGAAGCACUAACCCUUUUUAAUGAAAUGAGGUAUAGUGUUGUGAGGCCAUCUGCUAUUACUUUUACUGGUGUUCUUUCAGCCUGUGAUCAUUGCGGUCUGGUAGAAGAAGGAAGAAAUCUGUUCCAUACUAUGAAGCACGAGUAUAAUAUAAAUCCAGGGAUUGAACAUUACUCUUGCAUGGUUGACCUUUUUGCCAGAGCUGGUUGUUUUGGGGAGGCAAUGUAUCUUAUUGAAGAGAUGCCUUUUCAGGCUGAUGCUAACAUGUGGUUAUCAGUAUUAAGAGGCUGCAUAUCCUAUGGAAACAGGACUAUUGGAAAGAUGGCAGCAGAGCAAAUUAUUCAGCUUGAUCCUGAAAAUCCAGGUGCUUAUAUACAAUUAUCUAACAUACUUGCAACUUCUGAAGACUGGGAAGGAUCAGCAAAAGUAAGAGAGUUAAUGAGAGAUAAAAAUGUUCAGAAGAUUCCCGGUUGCAGUUGGGCAGAUUGUUGAAUCAGAAACUCUGUUGAGCUUCUCAGUUCCAGGCGAAGGUUAAUGAAAGUGUGGAGGAUAACUCCGCAGUGAAUAUGCUUGGAACUAUCAUUAAGCUUCCAAGUUUUCUGGACUAUUCUCAGCACUGACCAACCAAUUUAAACAAAGGGCUUAAAGUGGCUUGAGACUGUUUCUUGCAAACAGUUAUGUCAAUGCUCUAGCAGGAAGCUAGAACUAAAAACACAAAAUUUUACUCGAAAUACCUGCAAUGCCUUGAGUGUAGGACAAUAUUAUUUACCGUAGGUGACAGAAAUCUAGGCAAUAUAAAGAUCAAUCCCAAGAUUGAUAUUCUGUAGUGAAGUUAUUUAUUGAAAGGAAAAUGCUUUGAGGUUUAGAAAUUUAGCUGAUUGGAUUUUGAAACAAAACCUCAAUUCUGACUCACUUGGCACAUUUGGAGCUAUCUGCAAAUGUUGAUCCUUGCAGGUUGUGUCGCAAAGUACUACUGCUAUAUAUUAUGAGGCAAAAGCUUGGGGACAUUAAGCCUCCCUAGGAUUGUACCAGGAGUUAAAUGUUGAGGUUAAGCAACAGGGAUAAACAUUCUUGUUUGUAAUUGCAUGACUGCUAUAAUUUUGCUGUCCAAUAAUUGGUUUCAUAUUUGAAGGCUUGUCAGCGGUGAUGGCUGGACCAUCCAGUUAAUUAUGGCACACAGUUUGUGAAAAGUAAUGGAAAAAUACCAUACUGAUUGAGGGGAAGGAGUUGUUGUUACCGUUACUCCUUGGUGACUUUGAUAACUUUAGUAUAUUUUGAAGAUAGAUGUUAGAUGAGAUAGAAUGGUGGUUAAGAGAAAUAGGUAGAAAGUUACCUUUCAUUCUUUCUAACUUAUUCUGUUAUGUUUAUUCAUUCACUUGUUGGAAUUAAUACAAGCAGUAUUAGGAAAUAUUAAUUGCUUGGUACAAA